AUGGCUUCUCCCCAGUACUCCCUGGCUAGACGCAGCGAUGUGACGCACACUGGCGACAUGACCUGGUACGAUGUCGGUGUCGGCUCCUGCGGGAAUAUCUCCUCGUUCAGCGAGCAUAUUGUUGCGCUCUCACCGGCACACAUGGGCUCGGUACCAAACCCCAACCUCAAUCCCAUUUGUGGCAGUACCAUCACUAUUGAACAAUCAGUGCUACAAGGCUUUGGAGUGGUGUUGUUGGAGACGUAUGCUGAUACUCCGGUCUCUCGGCCGACAGGUCCAUCAUGUGGACCAAACGCCAUCGACUGCAGCUCGAGUCUUUUCAAAGCGGUAGCACCCAACGGUGAUGGCCGCGUUGUGGUCGACUGGAGGUUCAAUGACAGUGGGAACGACUCAUCAGCACCCGUGGGCGAUCUCCAACCUACUCCGGUAGUGCCAAACGGAGCGCUACUUCAGCCGCCAAGUCCUACGAUUGCUGGUCCAAACGCAGGCUUUACAAGCCCACCGUGCACCACUUCCAUAUCGUCAGUACCAGACAAGGCUGUCGAUGAAGAACACACCUCUAUAGUCGCCACGAUCAUAGCUCCGGCUGUCAGCAUUGAGGAGCUCACCAUAGUGCCAUCACCGACAAUAUUCGCGAUGGCAGACCUUCCUAGCUGGGAAACCCACGAAGCAACGAUCGCAACAAUCGUACCGGCCAUCUCCACCAUAGCAGUUGCCUCGACAGUAACUCAAAUGGCGACGCCACAGACUGUAACGGACGCACAGACGACUGCCACCGCGGCUCCUGCAGUGGUCGUCGUCGUUGACUCAAUUGAGACCAUUAACAAGACACAGAGGUCCACCAUUGAACUCACCCAGUCACCAACUACGGCAGAGGCUGUGUCGGAAGUUCAAGCUCCAAGCACAUCAAGCCAAAUUGCCACGAUAUCAACUAGCCGAGUGCCUAUGUGGCCCAUCAUGAACGGCACAACAUUAAUCAUGACGACGUUCAUCAAGACCACGCCUAUGCCGACCCGCAAGCCUUCGCCUACACCCUAUACUGGCAAGGCUCGUGCGCCCGGAAUUGCCAAAGCAAUGUUAGGGUUGCUACUCGCACUUCCAAAUGUAGCUGCUGUGAUGCUGUGA
This is a messenger RNA of Recurvomyces mirabilis, 1125 nucleotides long. RefSeq lists its product as uncharacterized. NCBI's taxonomy places the organism in Eukaryota, Fungi, Ascomycota, Dothideomycetes, Mycosphaerellales, Teratosphaeriaceae. The transcript has 3 exons. The record is from RefSeq and is a predicted model, not a curated record. Bases 1 to 1125 code for a protein of 374 amino acids.